UUCUAAUUUUUUUUUUAAGGCGGAGGCGAGAGAGAGAUGGAGAACUCGGCUUCGGAGAAGAGCAUCUUCAUCGAGAGCGACGACGAUGACCACGUGGCGGACGCGGAGGAGGGGACGGCGACGGCGGAGGAGGGCCGUGCGAUGGGGGACGGCGACGAAUCGGACGGCGAGGAUUCUUCUUCUUCGUCGUCGUCCUCGUCGUCGUCGUCGUCUCCGGCGGAGAGCCCCCGCCGGAGUAGGCCGAGCUCGUACACCUCGCACCAGUGGCCGCAGAGCUACAGGCAAUCGAUUGACAUGUACAGUAGUGUGACGCCGCCGAGCAUCAGCUUCUUGGGCACGCCGACACUGAGCCGGCUCUCGAGCUCGUUCCUCAGCUCCUCAUUUCGAGGCAAGCACACGCCGGAGCAAUCGCUGAUCAAGCCGCUAUUGCCGACGACCGCCACAGCUGAUGAGGAGCAGCAGCAGCAGCAGGAGGAGGAGGAAGAGAGGAAGAGCUCACAGUCCCUUCUGAUUCCUCGCUUCCCUUCGCGGAGGACUUCCCUGCAGAGCAUCCCCGAGGACAAGGCGCGGCCGAAAGUGUCGCAUGAACUGCCGCUGCCGCCUCGCCAGUGCACCUACACUCAAGCCGUGAUCAACGGAAUAAAUGUCCUCUGCGGAGUCGGGAUCCUUUCGACCCCUUAUGCAGUAAAAGAAGGCGGUUGGCUCGGUCUCUCUAUACUCUUUUUAUUCGCGGUGCUUGCGUGGUACACAGGCAUCCUCCUUCGCCAAUGCCUCGACAGUCAGGAAGGCCUCGAGACAUACCCAGACAUCGGUCAGGCCGCAUUUGGCACUGUCGGUCGAAUCGCCAUUUCAAUUAUUCUUUACAUCGAACUGUAUGCCUGUUGUGUUGAGUAUAUAAUUCUAGAAAGCGACAAUUUAUCUUCUUUAUUUCCAAAUGCACACUUAGACAUGGGUGGCCUGCAUCUAAACUCUAAAUUACUCUUUGCCAUCCUGACCACUCUUGUGGUACUACCCACUACCUGGCUCCGCGAUCUAAGCAUUCUUAGUUACAUCUCAGCGGGAGGAGUCAUCGCAUCUAUAUUGGUUAUGAUCAGCUUGUUCUGGGUUGGACUAGUCGAUCAUGUCGGUUUUCAGAACAAGGGUUCUACAUUGAACCUCUCUGGCAUUCCUAUUGCCAUUGGAUUAUACGGAUACUGCUAUUCGGGACACGCAGUUUUCCCAAACAUAUACUCCUCUCUGAAGAAACCCAACCAAUAUCCCUCAGUUCUCUUUUCUAGCUUUGCAAUAUGCACUGUGAUGUUCGCCGGAGUUGCUGUGAUGGGGUACACUAUGUUCGGUGAAUCGACACAAUCUCAGUUCACUCUCAACAUGCCCCACAACCUGGUGGCUUCGAAGAUUGCCGUGUGGACUACGGUGGUGAACCCUAUUACUAAAUAUGCAUUAACCAUAACUCCUAUGGCGCUGAGUCUCGAGGAGUUGAUACCAUCGAGUCAUCGGAAAACACAUAUGUAUGCUAUCAUCAUCAGAACAGCACUGGUGAUCUCCACCUUGUGUGUGGCUCUUUCUGUUCCUUUCUUUGGACUUGUGAUGGCUUUAGUUGGAUCUUUUCUUACCAUGCUUGUAACUCUAAUUCUACCAUGUGCUUGCUUUUUGGGCAUUCUCAAGAGUAAAGUUUCGUGGCUACAGGCAAUAUUUUGUAUCGUGAUUAUCGCCGUAGGAGUUGUAUGUUCUGCCUUCGGCACGUACUCGGCUCUCUCGAAAAUUAUACAAAACUUGAGUUGAUUCUUUGUAUUAUCCUACUAUUAAGUUUCCUCGUAAAUCAAGGUAUUGUUGUUCUCUCUUUCUAUGGUGUUGCGUGCUAUUAUUUUCUCUGUAAUGGGAACUCAAAAGGCAAAACUAUCUGUGUGCAUCAUCUGUUUUGGGUGAAUAUAUCCAAUCAAUUUUUGACCAUAGUUUGGUUGUUCUUGAGAA
Messenger RNA from Ananas comosus (pineapple), 1971 nucleotides. RefSeq names its product vacuolar amino acid transporter 1-like. The coding region runs from base 37 to 1782 and encodes 581 amino acids. The record is from RefSeq and is a predicted model, not a curated record. Gene Ontology annotation, cellular component: plasma membrane. Lineage: Eukaryota; Viridiplantae; Streptophyta; Magnoliopsida; Poales; Bromeliaceae. The transcript has 13 exons.